AUUUAAUCAAAAACCCCUUACGUAAUAAAGGUAAACAACAACAUAAGUGACAUUACUAUCAUAAAUAAAAAUAACUGGUUUAUCAAUCCAUUUUAAUCUAGUGUAUAUAUAUAGCUAAUAGAAUUUUUCCGUCAAAGCGACAAAAAUGAAGUACGUACAAACAAUACUUUGUGCCUCUUUCAUAACUAUCAGCUUUGGUGCCAAAUUGCCUUCUGGUUUUAAAAAAUGUAACUUAAAGCAAAUCUCUUCUAACAUGUGUUUACCGCAAGCUAUUGAAGGUGCAAUAAAGCAGAUUGAUCGUCCUAUAAAAAAAUUGGGUUUAGUGAGCCUAGAACCUUUGGUAAUACCAUCCAUGAUUAUAAAUGCUGGUUCUCAAGUUAUGCAUGGUCAGCAAAUUUUUAAAAACCUAAAACUGUCAGGUUUUAAUGAAACUACUUGUGUCAAAGCCGAAUUCAAUUAUAAAACGAAAUCGUUAAACCUAGAGUGCGUCGUGCCACGUUUUCGCAUGGAAUUUAAUUAUGAACUACAUGGGAAAAUUUUGAGGAUGUCGGUUUACGGAAACGGAACGGGAUGGACGGUUUUCGUCGAUAAUCACGUCGAGCUUAAUUUCCAGUUUGGAGAAUACGAAAAGCAGGGUAAAAAUUAUUUUAAUAUCGUCCAUCAACAACUGAAGAUGCGAUUCAAAGGGAUUGAUUUUCGAUUGGAUAAUUUGUUUGAAGGUGAUGAAGAAAUGAGCGAUCGUCUUCAGAAUGCAGUCAGAGAAAAUGUCGUAGAUUAUUUUGACGACGUUAAACCGGGUUAUGAAGAAGCCUUUGGGAAGGUAUUUGCUCAUAUUUUUGAACAGAUUUUGGAGAAAGUGCCUGUUUACGAUAUUUUUGGUUAAAUUUAUAUAAUGGGUAAAAAUAAAAUAAAAAUGUAACGUUAAGAGUAA
Messenger RNA from Zophobas morio, 931 nucleotides. Its product is annotated as protein takeout-like. Bases 146 to 883 code for a protein of 245 amino acids. Lineage: Eukaryota; Metazoa; Arthropoda; Insecta; Coleoptera; Tenebrionidae. The record is from RefSeq and is a predicted model, not a curated record. The transcript is spliced from 4 exons.